Messenger RNA from Prorocentrum cordatum, 774 nucleotides. Lineage: Eukaryota; Dinophyceae; Prorocentrales; Prorocentraceae. The record is from the annotation of a GenBank genome assembly.
GACGACUCCGCCAAGAGACCGCUCCGUAGCCGCCGCCGCCGCCUGGGGGACGCCCGAGCCCGUGGCCGGGCGCGCUGCGGGCGGCGGCCUGCGGGCGGCUGCGGCUCGCGAGGAGCGGAGGGGGCGGAAGGAGCAAGUCGGCCAUUUCUGGACUGCGGUGGCAGGAGCCCCGUCGAGUGCUCCAACGCUCGGGCGGCCAGGCCGUGUCGCACACCCGAGGAGCGCAUGAGGUUGGCUUUGCCGACGUAGCAGCCUGUGUGAGAGCCAAUGAUGUACACGGCAACCUCCGAGCUCUCGGCGGUAGUAUAUCCACUGCGAUGAUCGUUACUACGCAACUGACGGGCGCUGAACAGUGCCGUCUGGGCGCUCAGACGGAAUACACACCACUGCUGUCGAAACCACCGAGGGGGGACGGGCAGGAUCGUGAGCACGUCGAAGGCGACAUCUGCCAGAUGCGGCCAAGAGCGCACACGUUGACAGCUUUCGCCUCUGUGCGCGCGCCGCCUCGGCCAGAGGGUGGGAGCAACACGUCUGCAAAGACUGCUGAGGCUGCCACAAGACUCGCAACAUCGUCACUUCGACGUAUCGUACCAGGCAGCAACGUCAGGUAUGCUCGAUACCGCAGGGCUUUUCAGGACCCAGCAGAACCGCUGAGGGUCGGGAUGAUGAUGAUGAUGAUGAUGAUGAUGUGGGCGAGGGGAGGCUGAAGAGGACUGCGGCACUGCGGGUAGUUGUGUCGUGCCCUGGGCUGCAGCGCUUCAGAGGUCAGCCCAG